Molecule: messenger RNA, 3158 nt
Organism: Cervus elaphus (red deer)
Lineage: Eukaryota; Metazoa; Chordata; Mammalia; Artiodactyla; Cervidae
Gene: ESR2
Product: estrogen receptor 2
Exons: 9
Coding region: 398-1981 (527 amino acids)
Biological process (GO): regulation of DNA-templated transcription; estrogen receptor signaling pathway; cellular response to estradiol stimulus
Cellular component (GO): nucleus
Molecular function (GO): zinc ion binding; steroid binding; nuclear receptor activity
Source: RefSeq, a predicted model, not a curated record
CUGGCCCUUCGGAUAUCCACUCCCCGGCCCCUGCUGCUAGGCCGCUGCGAGCGCGGAGGCUUCGAGAGACGCCUCUGGAAACUUGCAGAGCAGAUAAGGGGCGGCGGGAACCCGACCAUAGGGGGACCAUCCUGGGCUGCGACUGGCAUCCGGUGCUGCGGGUGCAGGCGGGCGUUUGGGUCUGGGCUGCGCGGGGUGCGCUCGCUCUCCGUUUGCGGGGUGCCCCAGCCGCGUGCGGGGCACAGAACUAGUCCGGGGAAAGCACGUGCCGCGGGUUAGCGAUUGCUAGGCUGGUGUGCACACGGAAGCCAUACCUGUCCAUGACUCUGAGAACAUUAUAAUGUCCUUUUGUGCCUCUUCUCACAAGGGGUUUCCCUAGCUGUUACCUUCUCAAGACAUGGAUGUCAAAAACUCACCAUCUAGCCUUAACUCUCCUGUCUCCUACAACUGCGGUCAAUCCAUCCUACCCCUGGAGCCAGGUCCCAUAUAUUUACCUUCCUCCUAUGUAGAGAGCCGCCAUGAAUACUCAGCCAUGACAUUCUAUAGCCCUGCUGUGAUGAAUUACAGUAUUCCCAAUAACUCGGAAGAUGGGCCUGGCCGACAGACCACAAGCCCAAAUGUAUUGUGGCCAACUCCUGGACACCUCUCUCCUUUAGCCAUCCAUUGCCAGUCGUCACUUCUGUAUGCAGAACCUCAAAAGAGUCCUUGGUGUGAAACCAGAUCAUUAGAACACACCUUACCUGUGAACAGGGAGACAUUGAAAAGGAAGGCUAGUGGGAGCAGUUGUGCCAGCCCUGUUGCUAGUCCAAGUUCAAAGAGGGAUGCCCACUUCUGUGCUGUCUGCAGCGAUUAUGCAUCAGGAUAUCACUAUGGAGUCUGGUCGUGUGAAGGAUGUAAGGCCUUUUUUAAAAGAAGCAUUCAAGGACAUAAUGAUUAUAUUUGUCCAGCUACAAAUCAGUGUACCAUAGAUAAGAACCGACGUAAAAGCUGUCAGGCCUGUCGACUUCGGAAGUGCUAUGAGGUCGGAAUGGUGAAGUGUGGCUCCCGGAGAGAAAGGUGUGGGUACCGCAUAGUGCGAAGGCAGAGAAAUUCUGAUGAGCAGCUGCAUUGCCUGAGCAAAACCAAGAGGAAUGGUGGACCCAUGACCCGAGUGAAGGAGCUGCUGCUGAGUGCCCUGAGCCCAGAGCAGCUGGUGCUCACGCUCCUGGAGGCCGAGCCGCCCCACGUGCUCGUGAGCCGCCCCAGCGUGCCCUUCACCGAGGCCUCCAUGAUGAUGUCCCUGACCAAGCUGGCCGACAAGGAACUGGUACAUAUGAUCAGCUGGGCCAAGAAGAUUCCGGGCUUCGUGGAGCUCAGCCUGUAUGACCAAGUGCGGCUCUUGGAGAGCUGCUGGUUGGAGGUGCUCAUGGUGGGGCUGAUGUGGCGCUCCAUCGACCACCCCGGCAAGCUCAUCUUUGCUCCAGACCUCGUUCUGGACAGGGAUGAAGGGAAAUGUGUUGAAGGAAUUCUGGAAAUCUUUGACAUGCUUCUGGCAACAACUUCAAGGUUUCGUGAGUUAAAACUCCAACACAAAGAAUAUCUCUGUGUCAAGGCCAUGAUCCUCCUCAACUCCAGUAUGUACCCUUCAGCUACAGCACCCCAGGAGGCUGACAGUGGCCGGAAGCUGACUCACCUGCUGAAUGCCGUGACGGACGCUCUGGUCUGGGUGAUUGCCAAGAGCGGCGUGUCCUACCAGCAGCAGUCCGUGCGCCUGGCUAACCUGCUGAUGCUCCUCUCUCACGUCAGGCACGCCAGUAACAAAGGCAUGGAACACCUGCUCAACAUGAAGUGCAAAAAUGUGGUCCCUGUCUACGAUCUGCUGCUGGAGAUGCUAAAUGCCCACACGCUUCGCGGCAACAAGUCUUUGGUCACAGGGUCUGAGCGCAACCUGGCGGAGGACAGUGAGAGCAAAGAGGGCUCCCAGAACCCCCAGGCUCAGUGACGCCCAACCCCGAGCUGUGGUCAGGCUGCAGAGAAGGUCAGAGGCUGAAGCGUGAACUCCAGCAUGAACCAUGAGCCCCGCCAGAAGGGGGCGGGCUUCCUUGGCUUUCUGCCAUGUGGUCCUUCCUGUGGCUCCUCAAUGCCAUCCUUCCCCGACCUCCCCAUCUCCUGGGAGUCAGGGUGCAAAGCCAGUGCUCCUUGUCAUCAGGGGGCAGAGUUUGAGCAUAGGGUUUAUGUCUGGCUUGGCCUCAUGGGGGCUCAUUGUGGUCGCUCCGUUACUUCCCAUCUCCCUCCCACUCUUUGGAAAAUAUCUUAGGGAUUUUGGAGUGACUGGAGGAAACUGACUUGGAAGGGCUGUCAGGGGAGAAAGGGGAGAAAAUGUAGGACACGCACAGAAGAGGACCAACCUUUUCUGUGCCACUUAAGCUGCCCUUUGAGUAGUCCUUUGUACGCUGCCUUCUGGACCACUUGAUUGUAGGGUUGAAAACCACAACGACCGUCAGCUAACUGGUUCCACAUGCCUACCUCACAGGCCUGUGAGGACGGAUGGUCAUACAUUGCUAUGAUUCUGUCCAAGGCCAGAGGGAAGGUGAUCUAGGGAGCCAGUGGUCAGGCUGGGGUGGGAGCCACAUUCUUCCCCAAAAACCUUGCUGCCACCUUCCUGCAGGUUCACCCCUGUUGGUUUGCAUUCAGAGAGCCUGUGAAUUAUUUUGGGUGUGUGUGUGUGUUUUCACCUCCAUGGAGAAGAAAUGGGGAGAUGUGAAUACUCUGCUCCUGGAAUUGCCUUUCUUAAAACUCUUGUGUCCAAGGAGUUGAGUACGUGUACUGGAGAAAGGACCAGUGUUUGCAGGAAUGGGGUUUCUCCUGUGGGUGUGGGUCACAGCCACCAUGCUUCCCUGGGGCAGCCACAACUGCCACAUCAGCCACCCAGGGGAGACAGGGACACUGCAGGCUAUGUGUGUGUGAGGUGUGCUGAUCCACAGAAGGAUGAAUAGCUACACACACGUCAGCAUCAGCGUGUCAGGUUCAGGGUCAAACUGUAUAGACGGGAUGAGCACACCACUUGAACAAGACUGUGAGCUCUAUUAGAAAAGAGAGAUAGUUAGGGUAAUUAUUUAUAGCAAGAAAAAAGUCUUUUAUACCCUAGGGCUCUUUUAAAAUAUUUUCUUAUCAGAACA